Temnothorax curvispinosus is the source of this 1403-nucleotide messenger RNA. Its product is annotated as serine hydrolase-like protein. The transcript is spliced from 2 exons. NCBI's taxonomy places the organism in Eukaryota, Metazoa, Arthropoda, Insecta, Hymenoptera, Formicidae. The coding region runs from base 452 to 1351 and encodes 299 amino acids. The record is from RefSeq and is a predicted model, not a curated record.
GGCCGCGAGUAUUAGACUAACAAACAGAGCUAAGUAAAAACUUAUCAGUGUCAAAUACAUCUGUACACGUGUCCCUCUUUAACGUUUGCCAGCAUAUAUGACUUUCUAAUUUCUAUUUGUACUUGUUCCCUAAAAGAGAUAACCUCCACAAAUAGGGCAUGAUGACCUACUUGAAAGAAACGAAGAAAUGAUUAAAUUAAAAAACAAGACUAAAUAUUGGAGAGGGAACUUUUUGCUGCAGGUUUUAUAUACACAGAAUUAAGUGCGUGAACUUAUUUCCUUCCUUCGCAGUCGACUCGUAGCGCAUCGCUGGUCGCGUUUGGCAGCCGAGAUUUGUAGCGAACAAAGAGGAAUUUUAUCAUCAGUUUUUGUCAAUCUGUUUAAUCAGUCAUUGUGACAUGAAUUUCAUGAACUAAUUCAAAUCACGUGCGUAAGAGAGUAACUAACAAAAAUGGCAGAACAACAAUGUAUGGAAAUAAAACUCUCUGUACCCUGGGGUCACGUUGCUGCCAAAACCUAUGGCUCUCCCACAGGAAAGCCAGUCUUACUAGUGCACGGUCAACAAGAUAACUUGGGAUCUUUUACUAGACUGAUGAAGUAUUUACCAAAAGAAUUAUUUUAUUACGUAUGCAUAGAUUUACCUGGCCACGGAUGGUCGUCACCCUUUCCAUCUUGGAUGAUAGUAGACAUAACAGUUUACGCUCAUGCAUUAUAUUUCAUCUUAGAAGCUCUGCAGUGGAAAAUGUUUAUUUAUAUAGGACACAGUUUGGCAGCGCAAAUAGCUGUCAUGUUCAGUAUUUUUCAACCAAAUAGAAUCAGGAAGUUAAUUUCUCUUGAUGGGCUUCUUAUGGGUCCUCAGGACAAAGAUUACGUAAUACAUUUUUAUACAACGUCUACACUUUUGGUAAAAGCCUAUCAUAAAACCGAAAAACCGCAAUCUUACACUAAAGCAGAAAUAUUACAUGCUCUUAAGACUAUGAGAAUGUGUUCUUUAAAUUCCGAAGCUGCUAAUGCGCUGUUUGAGCGUGCAGUUACGAAAGUAAAUGGGAAUGGGAAGUAUAUAUAUAAUAGAGAUUUGCGAGUAAGACAUCAUCCUCUUUUAUUUAUGAAUAUGGAUGAAUGUCAGAAGUUUAAUAACAAGCUUUCAGUUCCAAUAUACCUCUUUCUUCCAUCUGACGGUGUUCUUCUUCAAUAUGAAGAACUUAAAUUAGCGCUGAAAACGAUAAAAACUAAAACCAUAUUGGAAAUAAUUAAUACAGACGGAAAUCAUGACGUUCAUAAUAAUAAUCCUGAAAAAAUUGCGCCAUUUAUAUGUGAAAUAUUGAACAGUGACAAUUUCAGCAAACUGUAGACAAUUGUGUGUGUGUGUGUAUGUGUGUAUAUGUAUUAACAGAUUGCCUAUU